This is a messenger RNA of Corapipo altera (White-ruffed manakin), 3019 nucleotides long. RefSeq names its product methyltransferase like 8 (gene METTL8). The transcript is spliced from 8 exons. The coding region runs from base 1211 to 2167 and encodes 318 amino acids. The record is from RefSeq and is a predicted model, not a curated record. Gene Ontology annotation, molecular function: tRNA (cytidine-N3)-methyltransferase activity. NCBI's taxonomy places the organism in Eukaryota, Metazoa, Chordata, Aves, Passeriformes, Pipridae.
UUCUUUAAAGAUGAAGGUUAAAUUGCUUUGAUUAAUAAUAAAACUUAAACUAUUCCUGACUGUGCCUCUGAACAAGGAAAUAACUCCUAAUUCUUUCAGACAUUUCUUGCUGUCGUGACUUCAGGGUAUGAUCAUGUUACCUGACAAAGAGAAAGGGUGUUUGCAUGUUUCAUUAGCAGAAAUCACUUAGAGAAACAACUGAGCAAGGACUUGCUUCUGAAAAUGUUAUUUAGGUUUCCAAGUAAUUUAGAUGCAUUUUCAACUUUUAGUAGCCAGGUUGUCCACUUAUCUCAUGAUCUGUGGAUCACUUUUAAUUCUCAGGGAUAUACAUGCAUGUCUCCAAGGGGUUCAUUCACAUUUAACACUGGAUGUAACAGUAAAUUUAAAUUCCACACCUACCUCUCUCUCCUUGCUUUUUCCAGAAUUUAUCAGCUAAAAUUGUUCACUUACCACUCAAAGGAUUACAUUUUCAUAGAAAGAGUUUCAUAUCUGGAUUUUACUGAUGCAAGAUCAUCUGAGUCAUCUGACUAUAAUUGCCAUCUGUGCAUCUUUUCAUGUUCUUAUUGAGAUAUUUAGAAAGCCAAAAAAAAUUAUGUGACUAGCCUAGCAGCUGAAUCAUAUUUUAUGGUGAAUAUCAAUGCUGGCACAGGAAAUGCAAGAUACUAACUCAGAUCUUUUCGAAUGAUUGAAGAAGGAAGAGGAUUUGUAAACAGUUUGCAUUGUAAUAAUGGAAUCUUUAUCCAGGCAUUACUGUAAUUUAAUAAUAAUAAUUUUAGAUCAGAUUAAAGUUUGGGGUUUUGAAGAAUUUUCUAUUUGUUUUUGUUUUCAAGAACGUUCCCUUUAUGUAAAUUACACAUUUUGCAGAAAUUGUCAUAAUGUCUUAAUUUUCAUGUCUCAUAAUUAUUAUUAUAUCCCAUAUAUGUUAUGCAUUGUGUUAUGAAAAAUACAUACAUAUUUUCAAAUACAAAGCUUAAACAAUUUGUAGUAAUUGAAGUAUAAACUGAAAUUGUUUUAGUUGCUGAGCCACAUUUAAGAAAAAAAAAACAUAAUAAACUUGCUAACAUUAGAAAUUCUGAUUUUUUUAAUAGGACAGCAUGAUAUAUUUUCACUGUAUGGCAGUGCCCCCAUAUCCUGGAAACAUUGCAGUCUUAUUGGCCGAAAUUAACAACAAUUUUAUUUGGCAUUGACAACUAUAAGGUCUCUGAACAAAAUGAAUUUCAUUACAAGGCUUUCUGCUUUAUGUCUGAGGAAAAGCAAGAUGCAACACAGGCACCAAAGUAAUAGACGACCAGCUGCUCCACUUGGAUCACGGAUUUUAACUGAUCCUUCUAAGGUCUUUGAGCAUAACAUGUGGGACCACAUGCAAUGGUCACAAGAAGAAGAGGAGAGUGCCAAGAAAAAAGCAGCAGAGAACUCGCUUGUGAAAGUUCAAUGGGAAGACCAAGAUAAAUAUGAGAGAGAAGCCAGUAAAUAUUGGAAUGAAUUUUACAAGACCCAUAAAAAUAACUUUUUCAAGGAUCGUAAUUGGCUAUUUCUGGAAUUUCCAGAAAUUCUUCCAGAAGAAAAGAGACAAGAAUUGCGAAGAGAAGAAAGAUCUUCAGAACACAGAAAAAUAAAUAGUACUAACAGUUUUUCACACAAAAAUGAAAUGUUUGAUGAAGGAGAAAAAUACUGGAAGAAAAAUUAUCAAGGUGGUUCUACUGCUCUACAAGGACGUGUAUAUAAUAAAAACCAAGCAGAAACACUUAGUGAAAAUCCUCAGGGUAAAAAUUGUGGAGAAGAACUUGACAGGCUAGAAUCUUUCCCUGGAAGUGAUGCCACUUAUAGAAUAUUAGAGGUUGGUUGUGGAGCUGGAAACAGCGUCUUUCCUAUUUUGGAAGUUCUAUGCAAUACACCUGGAACCUUUCUAUACUGUUGUGAUUUUGCUUCAGGAGCAGUGGAGCUGGUAAAGUCACAUUCGUCCUACAAUUCAGCCUGGUGUUCUGCCUUUGUUCAUGAUGUGUGUGAUGACGCUUUACCCUAUCCUUUUCCAGAUGAGAUCCUGGAUGUCAUUCUCCUUGUCUUUGUGCUCUCUACUAUUCAUCCUGACAGAGAUGAGCACAAGUUGUGCAAAGCCAGGGUCCAGAUUCCAGAAACAAUUCAAGCAGUAGACUUCAGAUCUCUGUGACUGCCAUGAUGCUGCCAGGAAGAUAUUGGAAAAUAGUGUUUCAUUCAUUAAAUCAAUCACUUUGCCUGUCGAAGCAGUAUUCUGCUUAUUUCUGUGUGUCUUUUCCUAUUAGUCUUUUAAGAAUGUGUUUGAGUUUUUUUGUGGUUUGUUGGUUGUGGUUUUUCUCUCAGGGCUGACAUGGAUGCUUUUUUGUGCAUAUGUGUGUAUACACACAUAAAAAUUUCUGUGUAAUUAUCUGUGUUGUGAGACCCACUUUCCAAAGCUGUGUUAGUCAUUACUGCCAUCUCGUAGAAUUAAAAUGACUGCAUAAAGGAAAAUGUGAUCCAGAUUCAUCUUGCUCAGUAUAUAUUUUUUCUGGAAACUUUGAAAGUGAGAAAUGAAAAAGAAAACCAAGGGAACUGUGAUGCAGAACUUAUAUACUUGGGAAAGAUGGAAAAUAUAUGUGAGAGGAACACAUUUAUAUUCAGAAAAUUCUUACUUAGUGAUUUCUCUUCAGGCUGUUGUGCUAAGUUUUUGAUAAUUGCUACUCUUGUAGUAAAUUUUUAACACACUUCAGUUCUGCUAGAAGGCACCUCUAAGAUUUGGUUGCAGAAUUGGAAGAUAUUAAACUUUCUUCAAGCUAUAUAAUUGAUGUCUUCUAGUUCUGCUGGAUGAGAUUUCUCAAAGCACUUUUACUUUUUAUGCAUAUACAUUUUUUCCUUUGUGCACAAAACUUAAGUUUAUAUAGGUGAAGUCUGUAAUUCUGGGCACAACUACCCGUCUUGAAGUGUCUCUUAUUCUUAGGUGGUGCUGCCUUUUCUGUCUGUGGCAGCACACUUGGUUGCUUAUGUUUGCAAAUAUCACCAGUAUCCC